CAUAUAUUAUUUAUUGACAUUGCUGAUAAAGUUUUUAGGAAAAUGAUUACUGACGUGCAACUUGGUGUAAUGGCGAAUGUUUUGGGUGUUGGAAUAUUCAUUUUGGUUAUUCUCUACCAUUAUAUUGUUGCUAAUCAAAAGAAGCAGGGUUCAGUCCAGCAAUGAUUAAAAGUCGAAAUUGAAAAGGAAGUUAAAAAGUUGUGUAUUUAUUUUUGUGUGUGAUUAUUAAAUUCCUAUUUAAAUGUUAAAAUAAUGUUAAUAAAAAUUUUAAUUAAUAUUUUUUUAAUUUUAAUUAUUGUUUUAUAUCAUUUCAUUUAUUUUUCAAUUUUUAUUUUGUAUCAUAAAUUUUUAAUUUCAGAGUUAAAAAAUAUUAGAUGAGCACAACUUCGUUCGGAAAAGACAAAGGCUUUGGAUAUUCUAAAGUAAAUAACGUUCAAUCUCCUUCAACUUCGGCUGGAGCUUUUAGAAAUAGCAGAGAUUAUUGGAAUACUAGCGGCUAUUCUACUCCGGCUUCUUAUACUUCUAAAUUUUCCACAACAACAACUGGCGAGGAAGUUGGUUGUUUUUCGUCUGUACGAAUGACGGCAGCUGCUAAACUAGGUCGUUAUCUUCGUCGUCUUUUUCAUGCUCGACAGAUGGAUUUUGAAUUUGCUGCUUGGCAAAUGCUUUAUUUAAUGAUUAAUCCACAAAAAGUUUACAGGAAUUUUAUGUACAGGAAAAAAACAAAAGACCAGUGGGCACGUGAUGACCCGGCAUUCCUCGUUCUUUUGGCAUUUUCGCUUUUUGGCUCAAGCGUCCUCUUUGCCUUUGCUCUUGGAUUAUCAAUCUCUGCAUUCUUAACAUUCUUUUUAUGGGCAGUUUUUGUUGAUUGUAUUUGUGUUGGAUUAGUUAUUGCAACAAUUCUUUGGUAUAUAUCAAAUCGUUAUUUACGUCGAGUUAAGGACCAAGAUGUUGAGUGGGGUUAUUGUUUUGAUGUGCAUCUGAAUGCUUUCUUUCCCUUAUUGAUUUGUCUUCAUGUUAUUCUGCCUUUGUUAUUUUAUGGUCUAAUAGAUUAUUCAAAUUUUGCUGCUCGUGCUUUGGGAAAUUCAAUUUGGUGCAUCGCUGUAAUUUACUAUAUUUAUAUUACUUUUCUAGGAUAUACAGCGCUUCCAAUUUUGAAAAAUACCCAUUUCUUUCUCUACCCAAUUACAUUUUUAUUUAUAUUUUUCGUUGCAACAAUAAGUGCUGGUUGGAAUAUAACACAAACUUUUAUGGACUUUUAUCAUUAUAGAGCGACAAAUUUACCGAGACGACAACCAUAA
Molecule: messenger RNA, 1301 nt
Organism: Meloidogyne enterolobii
Lineage: Eukaryota; Metazoa; Nematoda; Chromadorea; Rhabditida; Meloidogynidae
Source: the annotation of a GenBank genome assembly